UUUUAAAGAAUUACAGACUUCUUGCUUUUUCAGUUGAGAGAGAGAGAGAGAGAGACCUGGGUUCGAUCGAGAGCUAUGGCGGAUAUUCAUGGAGGCGCGUCACUGCCGUCGGGUCCAGACGCGAAGAAGAGGCGCGUCAGUUACUUCUACGAGCCAACUAUCGGAGACUACUACUACGGUCAAGGACAUCCGAUGAAGCCUCACAGAAUCCGUAUGGCUCACAACCUCAUCGUUCACUACGGCCUCCAUCGACGCAUGGAGAUCAACCGCCCUUUCCCGGCGGACCCCGCUGACAUUCGUCUUUUCCACUCCGACGACUACGUCGAUUUUCUUGCUUCCGUCUCUCCGGAGACACUGGGCGAGCACACCUUCUCUCGCCAUCUGAAGCGCUUUAAUGUCGGAGAGGACUGCCCUGUCUUUGACGGACUUUUCGGAUUCUGUCAAGCUUCCGCUGGCGGCUCCAUUGGAGCUGCUGUCAAGCUCAACCGUGGCGAUGCUGAUAUUGCUCUCAACUGGGCUGGUGGUUUGCACCACGCUAAGAAGUCUGAGGCUUCUGGUUUCUGUUACGUCAAUGAUAUUGUGCUCGGUAUUCUUGAGUUGCUCAAGGUUCACAGGCGUGUACUUUAUGUGGACAUUGAUGUGCACCAUGGAGAUGGUGUUGAGGAAGCAUUUUACACCACUGACAGAGUGAUGACUGUGUCUUUUCAUAAGUUUGGGGAUUUCUUCCCUGGGACUGGUCACAUUAGAGACACUGGAGUGGGCAUUGGAAAGAACUAUGCACUGAAUGUUCCUCUUAAUGAUGGAAUGGAUGAUGAGAAUUUUCGUGGUCUUUUUCGGCCUAUCAUUCAAAAAGUCAUGGAGGUUUACCAGCCCCAUGCCGUGGUUCUGCAAUGCGGAGCAGAUUCUUUAUCUGGUGAUCGAUUGGGGUGCUUCAACUUGUCUGUCAAAGGCCAUGCUGAUUGCCUCAGAUUUCUGAGGUCUUUUAAUGUCCCUCUGAUGGUCUUGGGUGGUGGAGGAUACACAAUACGGAAUGUUGCUCGUUGCUGGUGCUAUGAGACAGCAGUUGCAGUUGGAGUGGAACCAGAUAAUAAGUUGCCUUAUAACGAGUACUAUGAGUACUUUGGCCCAGACUACACGCUUCAUGUUGAACCGUGCAACAUGGAGAAUCUAAACACUCUCAAAGAUAUGGAGAAGAUAAGGAAUACUUUGCUGGAACAGCUUUCUAGAUUACCACAUGCCCCUAGUGUACCUUUUCAGACAACACCACCUACCACAGAAGUUCCAGAGGAAGUGGAAGAAGAUAUUGAUCAUAGACCAAAACACCGAAUUUGGAAUGGUGAAAAAUAUGAUUCUGAUCCUGAUGAAGAUGAUGAGGAGAAGCCUCCUCGGAAUAGAAGCUUCAGUAAUGUUACUCCUGUGGUUAAAAAUGAGAUGAGGGAUGUUAAAGAUGAAGAAAUGGAAGAAUAGAAAUCCACAGAUAAUGAAAUUCACUGUCUUCGAUUUCCUCGUCCCCAAAAUAUUGUAGGGUUAGGCGGGGACUCUAGUUUCAGAAAAAACAAAAAACAAAGAGUCACUGUCUUCGAUUGACACAAUCACUUGGGAAAUUUCAAUAACCUUUGUCAAGAUAAUAGCUAUACAAAACUUUUGUCAAUCACUUGGUUGGAAGUUGCAUGAAGCUACUGAUGCCAUUGUCUGUAAAGCCCGUUUGUCACAAAAAUGACCUCAAAAAAGAAUGCUUCUUUUACUAAACAGGUGCCAAUACUUGUAGUAAGCAGAGACAAAUAUCAUAGAAUCUUUAUGAUACAUAGGGCUAAUUUUUCUUGUGCAUUUGUGUAUGGUUUAGCUGUCUGAUCUUGUUGGUACCUAUGAACACUUUUUUCCUUGGAACAUUCUCUCUUACUGAAGAGGCUUGACAAGUUGGUAUUCUGGAAAGAGAAAAAAAUUGAAUGGGAGUUUUGUUUUAACUUGA
This is a messenger RNA of Cannabis sativa, 1969 nucleotides long. Its product is annotated as histone deacetylase 6. Bases 76 to 1467 code for a protein of 463 amino acids. The record is from RefSeq and is a predicted model, not a curated record. The transcript has 6 exons. Gene Ontology annotation, molecular function: histone deacetylase activity. NCBI's taxonomy places the organism in Eukaryota, Viridiplantae, Streptophyta, Magnoliopsida, Rosales, Cannabaceae.